This is a messenger RNA of Hibiscus syriacus, 1575 nucleotides long. RefSeq names its product glucan endo-1,3-beta-glucosidase 1-like. Gene Ontology annotation, biological process: carbohydrate metabolic process. The coding region runs from base 166 to 1359 and encodes 397 amino acids. The record is from RefSeq and is a predicted model, not a curated record. The transcript is spliced from 3 exons. Lineage: Eukaryota; Viridiplantae; Streptophyta; Magnoliopsida; Malvales; Malvaceae. Gene Ontology annotation, molecular function: hydrolase activity, hydrolyzing O-glycosyl compounds.
CUAACGCACAGUUUUUUCUUUGGUUUCCACGCUCCCCAGUGCUAAAAAUUUGACCCUUCUAUUUCAAUGUAGAUGUUGUAGCGUAAUACAUCUGGGGCACCAAGAUUUUGCAGAUCUCUUCUUGCAUUUCUUGCUUGAACCCUUCACUUCUCUAAGCUGAAAAAAAUGUUGAAGAUGGGGUUAAUGACCAUCUGCUUGUUCUUUUUCUGUUUUCUGGGUCUUACUGGCGCAGGUCAAGAAUCUAUCGAAUACCUUAAGCUUUAUGAAACAAGUGCAGAGGUUAUUCACGCAUUAUCUCACGAUGAUCUUCCUAUAGCAGUUCAUGUGAAUGGCAAUGUCCUCAGGGAGGUCUCUAGCAGUGUUUUGAAGGCUGAGAGUUGGCUCAGAGUCCAUGUUCUAGCUCACUUUCCAGCUACCAAAAUCACUACCAUUCUUGUGGGUGAAACCUUUCUCUGUCAGAUUGAUGAAGAAGAAAGUUUGGGUUUUUAUUUGCCAUCUAUUAAGAACAUUUAUCACUCUCUUACAAGGUGGGGUCUAGAGAAAGAUAUCAAAGUUUCAACCGCUUUCUCUUCCAAAUGUUUGAUGCAAAACUCUGCUCUUUUUAGUGAUGGUUUAGCUAAGAAUGUCAUUAAAUCUAUGUUGGAGUUCUUCCAAAACACAAACUCCACUUACUCCAUAAUUGUGCCUCCAAAUUUAUCUUCCUCUUUAAUACUACUAUAUUCCCACCUGGAUUUCAUGAAAAAGUUUGGAUCUCUUAUGCUUACAAAGGUCAAUGUGGUAGUCUGCGGUCAAAAGGUGAAAUCCUCCAUAAGCAGGAAGCUCUCAGCCUUCCCAGCUAGACCAACCCCGUCACCAGAAACCACUGCCAAUGUAGCCAAAAAGCCUCAUCCUCCACAAUUCCCCACCGUUUCACCGCCUCCAUUUUCCUUCCCUGUUGAUUCUCCACCGCUAUUUUCCUUCGCCGUUGCUCCAGAGCUGCCUUCGCCGUUUGUGCCUGCCAGCUCACCUACUGGCUUCCAUUUGCCUCCUUGUAAUCCAGCCUAUGACGACACUGCACCAGCACCGCAGACGGAGAUGAUGCAACAAAAGCUUUGGUGUGUGGCUAAGCCUAGUGUUCCUUCCGAUACUCUACAGGAAGCAAUGGACUACGCUUGUGGUGAAGGCGGUGCUGAUUGUAAAGAACUUAUGACAAACGAGAACUGUUUCUAUCCAGACACCAUGGUCGCUCAUGCUUCUUAUGCUUUCAACAGUUACUGGCAGAAGACCAAGAGGGAUGGUGGAACUUGCAAUUUUGGUGGCACUGCUAUGAUCAUCAAUGCUGACCCGAGUUUUCUUCAAUGUCGGUUUGAUCUCAGCUGAACAAUGGAAAAUGUUGGGUUUGUUUCAGCACAAACUGGGAUAUCUGUGGGGUCUGAUUCCAGGGCGAAUUUGUCUCUUUCUUUUUGCCUUUUAUUCUUAGUGGUUAGCUUAGUACGGAGUAGGACUUAAAGAUUCUGUUUCUUUAGUUCUGUGGUAUCCUUUGAGAAAUUUGCAAGACUUUUUUAAUAUGAUUCCAUAUGCCCUUUUGCCUUGAAA